AUCAGUUUUGGAACUGAGAGUUGAGGGGGGAGGCGGAGAGUAGCCUGAGGCAUCAGGUGUGCAGGCAGAGAGGUAGAACGAAAGAGGAGAAGACGAGCAGCAACCAGAUGAAUGUGCUCCGCAGCACCGGACAUGUGAUAAGGGGAGCGCGGGACUGUACUGUCUCUGUAACAGUAUGUGUAUGUCGAGAUCAGUCAUAAGAACAGCUGUAGGAAGGAGAUCAACUUGUAUUAGUCAUCUGGAGGUGGGUGCAAAGGAAGACGACAAUGCAGCUGAAGAAGGAACACUCCCAUUAGUUUUUCUUUGGAUUUGUGAAUGAGGGUGGUGAGUGUCACUCUGUUGCCUGUACAGCUGAGUCAGCAGGUGGCUCGUCUUACCGCAGUCUGAAGGGGGGAAUGCAAUAUCACUUUCCAUGGUAAUCGUUGACACUGCUGGACCAUGACUGGCAAGAAAGGGAGGCAGUGGAGGUCCAUGUGCAAAGGCCUGGUCCUGGGUACCCUCCUGACCAGCUGCAUGAUCCUGCUUUACUGCCUCUCCACUCCACAGAUCCACUUCAGUCUGCCUGAGGUUCCAGUGCCUUACUCCUGUGCUCACCGUCCAUCCCAGCUCCACCCCAGACAAACCACAAACAGCUCGCACCCAACCCCUGGCCAGACCUGCGCUCCUAAAGUGGAUAUCAUGUUCAUGAAGACCCACAAAACAGCCAGCAGCACCUUCCUCAAUAUCCUUUUCCGCUUUGGUGAGAAACACCGGCUCAAAUUUGCCUUUCCUGACAGCAGAAAUGACUUCUUCUAUCCGUCUCUUUUCGAGCGCUCCCAGGUAAAGGACUAUAGGCCUGGAAUGUGUUUCAAUAUUAUCUGUAAUCACCUGCGCUUCAAUGCGCCUGAGGUGGCCAAGUUGCUCCCAUUGGACACUUCCUACAUCACUAUUCUGCGAGACCCUGCAGAACUUUUUGAGUCAUCCUUCCACUACUUUGGCCGACUGGUGCCUUUUACCUGGAAGAUACCAGGUGAUGACAAGCUAACUGAAUUCCUGCGUGACCCCCAUUACUACUUUGAUCCAGAGGGCUUCAACUCUUUCUACCUCAAGAAUCUGCUGUUCUUUGACUUUGGACAGGACAACACCCUAGAGCUGGAUGACCCGCGGGUAGAAGAAGAAAUCAAAUUUAUCACUGACCGUUUUCAGCUGGUCAUGUUGGUGGAAUACUUUGAGGAAUCACUCAUCCUGCUGAAGGAUGCCCUCUGCUGGGAGAUGGAUGACUUGCUCUUCUUCAAGCUUAAUGCCCGCAAGGGGUCCACUGUGUCUAAACUUACCCCUGAGCUGAGGGCCAGGGCCCUUGAGUGGAAUGCUAUUGACUGGAAGCUAUACCGGCAUUUCAACCAGACCUUUUGGAAGAAAGUAGAUGCAUAUGGACAGCAGCGGAUGGCCGAGGAUGUGGCAGAGCUCAGAAGAAGGAACGCGGAGAUGACAUCCAUCUGCAUUGAGGGGGGUCGUGCUGUGGAAGCUGGCAGCAUCCAAGAGACAGCCAUGCAGCCCUGGCAACCCAUCGGAGAGAAGUCCAUCAUGGGCUAUAACCUGAAGAAGAAUGUGGACAAGGCACAUCGGAAGCUGUGCCGUAAGAUGUUGAUGCCAGAGAUCCAAUACUUAACAGAGCUUGGGGUGAACCUGUGGAUCACCAAGCUGUGGGGCCAUGUCCGAGAUAUCAUUAACUGGUGACUAGGCAUGUGAGCAAGAGGGGCCAAUUCAACUCUGAAAGUCUGUAUUAAAGCAAGAGAGAUCUGACUGUGUGGCUGAUAGAGCGAGAGGUUAAAUGUUUCUGUCACAUUUCCUGCCUCAUUUUGUUGUAAAUGUAUUUGCAUUGUAAUGUAUCUGAUGGGUGCUUGAGAAAAAAAAUACUGUUGACCACACAAUCUACAAAUACUGAACAAGUUUACUAUGCAGAUGAGGCCUAGUAUUGUUCUCUGUGUUUUUGAGUUAGUUUUUCAGACAUUAAAAUGUUCUCACUCAGAUAUGAGCUUGUUCUAAUGGAGUUGAAUGAACUGUGAAGUUCAGGACUAACUUUAUAAACCCUUUGAUGGAAUGAAAACCCAUGGUUGCCAUCCCUGCCAAAUGUUUAAGAAUCAAGAAUCAAGAAUCAAGAAUCUUUAUUGUCAUUAUGCAAGGCACAAUGAAAUUUUGUUCAGCAGCUCUUUGGCACAAAUAGUAACAUAAAGGCAUAU
Toxotes jaculatrix (banded archerfish) is the source of this 2219-nucleotide messenger RNA. It is a transcript of the gene gal3st1a, whose product is annotated as galactose-3-O-sulfotransferase 1a. Gene Ontology annotation, molecular function: galactosylceramide sulfotransferase activity. The transcript has 4 exons. The coding region runs from base 439 to 1716 and encodes 425 amino acids. Gene Ontology annotation, cellular component: membrane. The record is from RefSeq and is a predicted model, not a curated record. Lineage: Eukaryota; Metazoa; Chordata; Actinopteri; Toxotidae. Gene Ontology annotation, biological process: galactosylceramide biosynthetic process; myelination.